UAUAAAGAUCGAUUCAUAUUUGAUUUGAUGGUCAAGAUACAGCUGAGAGCUAAAUCAGUUGGAUGGACAUUAGCUUUUGUUGGGUGGCUCCUGUACAAUAUAUAACUAAAUUCAGUUUUAAUCUUUGCGUUGAGUAGUUAUCCGUGGAUUAUAAAUUAUUUGUGCUAAUCGUAAAAUAAUCGAAAUGAUUAAACUAUUUGUGUUAUUGUCGUGUACUAUUGUAAUGGAAGUUAUGGCUUCAUACCAAGUGGAAGUAGUACCAUCGCCCCUGUCAGUACUCGGUGAAGGGCCACACUGGGAUAUUGAGACCCAAAGUUUGUACUAUAUCGACAUUUACGGCAACAAGGCUUCAAUCAAUCGAUAUGAUUACGCGGAAAACAAGACUUAUGGAGCGACCGUAGAUGGCGAACCAGUCAUCGGUUUCAUCAUACCAGUUGAGGGAAGCAAAAACGAAUUUGCCAUCGGCAUUGGUCGUCGUGUUGGCAUUAUUAGCUGGGAUGGAAAAUCACCGAAAGCGAAACUACUUCGUAUCGCUUUGGAAGUGGAAAAGGGCGAACGGUAUAAAACCAAUCGUUUCAAUGAUGCAAAGGCUGAUCCAACCGGUCGAUUUUACGGCGGUACCAUGCGUUUGGAGGAAUGCGGCGAUAUUUUCGACGCUGCUGAGGGAAGUUUCUAUAAAUACGCAAAGGAUGAAGAGUUGAGUGUUCUCCGAACCAACAUUGGCGUUUCAAACGGAUUGGCAUGGAAUGCUGCAAAGGGGAAAUUCUAUUACAUUGACACGUGCACAUCGGAUGUCAAGGAAUUCGAUUAUGAUUCCAAGACUGGCAAUAUUUCAAACGAAAAAGUCUUGAUUGACUUCAGAGAUAAUGGCGAAAGACCAUCUUUCGGACCCGAUGGUAUGACUAUCGAUGCUGAGGGCAAUCUAUAUGUUUGUACGUGGGGUGGAUCGAGAAUAUUAAAAAUUGAUCCAAAUAGCGGAAAAAUUGUCCUUGAAAUCAAAUUUCCAUCCGAACAAAUUACGUCGGCAGCGUUUGGUGGACCCAAUUUGGACAUUCUUUAUGUUACGUCAGCGGCAACCGAACGUUCUGGACCUCAACCACCACCAGCUGGCUCACUAUUCAAAGUUACUGGAUUGGGCGUGAAAGGACUACCGAUGAGCAAAGUCAGACUCUAAACAAAAAUUGUUCAAAACAAUAAAGAUUGUUUGUGUGUUUGUUUGGUAAUAAAAAGUGCAGCCACUACAACGUUCCUAAUA
Messenger RNA from Bradysia coprophila, 1255 nucleotides. RefSeq names its product regucalcin. Gene Ontology annotation, molecular function: gluconolactonase activity; enzyme regulator activity; calcium ion binding. Lineage: Eukaryota; Metazoa; Arthropoda; Insecta; Diptera; Sciaridae. Gene Ontology annotation, biological process: L-ascorbic acid biosynthetic process. The record is from RefSeq and is a predicted model, not a curated record.